Molecule: messenger RNA, 1025 nt
Organism: Aedes aegypti (yellow fever mosquito)
Lineage: Eukaryota; Metazoa; Arthropoda; Insecta; Diptera; Culicidae
Exons: 3
Coding region: 118-828 (236 amino acids)
Molecular function (GO): N-acetyltransferase activity
Source: RefSeq, a predicted model, not a curated record
AUCAUUUCGUUUGACAACACCGUUUGUUUCAGCUGAAUCUUAUCUCGAAAUAUAAUAGCGUGGUGAUUGUGGUAAACUUUCCAUAAGGUUUUAUCCGAAGCCAGUUGAUGUUGGACAAUGGGUUGGCAAAGACCUUCAGAGCCAGCGAUCCCAACCGUUUGGUACACAUUCCAGGCGCCGGAUCCGGAUAAUGACGAACAAUUGGUUACGUACAGGGUUGAAGAUCUAACUGAGGAUCGUUUCGAUGAUAUUAUAGAGCACUACAAGGAAUACUUUGUUGUCGAUGAACCAAUCUACGCUAGCAGGAAGACCAAUGAAGAUGAGACGGCUAUGAAGGAGCUUGAAGGCUUCUGGAGAUGGUGCUUGGAACAACGACUGACAAUCGUUUGCUACAAGGAGGGUUCGAAUGAGAUUGUUGGAGCGAAUCUACUGCACAUGGAACAGUCCGACGAUAAAGGAAACUGGGAUAUAUUCCAGAGCAAAACCAUUCAGGACGUUGUCAAAACUCACCUGUACAUGACGGAGCAGUUCGACGUUUUCCAGCGCUACAAUGUGGACCGGUAUCUAACGGCGUAUGGUUUGGCUCUCAAUCAUCGGUACCGAGGUCGGGGAAUUGCCACGGAGAUCCUGAAGGCCAGGGUGCCCAUCUGUCGGGCGUUUGACGUAAGGCUUUCGGCAACCAACUUCACUGCUGUUGCAUCGCAAAAAGCAGCGGAAAAGGCAGGAUUCCGAAACGAUUUCGAAGUAACGUAUAACGACUUUGCCAACAUGGGACCAGAAUACUUGUUUGAGGAGAGUUUGAAAUUGAUGAGUCUGAUAAUCGAAUAGAAUAUUAUAAUACCUAUUGUCUAUAGAUAACAGUUAAACCUAAUGUAUGGUUUAUUCUAAUACUUUUUUAUUUACUCGGUAGAAUAUUAUUCUAUAAAUCCCCUAAUCCGUCAAUAUAACAUCAUUUGUUUUAGAAAAUUACAGUAGACAUAAUCGUAUGAGAUUGAUAUCCUCCCACUAAACGACUUAAUUAUAAA